UAUAAUUCUAAAUUUUAACGUUUGCGAGUUUGUUCAUUUUAAAAUUUUGAGUUUGGAGUUUAAUUUUUUGUUAACUGCCACUUUUCAGCUGUGUCCGUCAUACACAUGAAAGAAUCAUGUGGUAAUGGUCACAAAUAGACUAAAUUAGACGAAACCGAUAAGAUGAAGACAAUUUUAGUUUUUAAAGAUGUGGUUCAUGAGAGAAAUACGUCAAAGUUUCACAGGAAAACGGGCUGUUCACUCCCCCUACACAUUUACCAAUUUCUGAGCAUAUUCGUUACCUUCAUAAUCUCUUUCAUCCACUACUACGUAGUGCUGCCCAUAUCGGUUUUCAAUAAUACACUAUUCUACGUUAUUUCGUCUCUUCUUUUACUGCUGGUGGUAGUUUUUUACACUAUCGUAUCACUGAUUGACCCAGUGGAUCCCAACGCCUCAUCGGUUAUAUAUCCUAAAACUGAGUAUAAGAAUAAAAUAGGUAAGUUCUUGAAGUAUUUUUCUAAAACGCAAACGGACUCAAAUGAGAAAACAGAGUCAUUAAAUCCCAAUUUCGGUUCACUAAAUGAAGUAAAGGACACGGAAUCCAAAUCAACUGAUUCCACAAGUCCCCUAGCAAACCCUCAGAAUGGAACACAACCUUCUAAUAUGCAAAUGGAAAUGUCUCACUGUAACGUAUGUGAGUAUGUAGACCCCAGUAGUAAGCACUGUAAUGUAUGUAACAAAUGUAUUACGAAGUUUGACCACCACUGUGUUUGGGUCAAUAACUGCAUCGGAUCGGUAAACUAUUUGUAUUUUAUCCUUUUGUUGCUUUUCGCCCUGGUGUUUUUGACAUAUAACUACGUUUUAACUUUUUAUAUCGUAUUCUCAUUCAAAGACAUUGCCCUGGCACAUGAAAAGUUUCGAGCACUGGUUCUCAAUAUUUCAAAUAAAUACUUUAAGGCGGUGUUACUAGGAUCAGGGCUUUUUAACCUGAUUCCCUUUCUAUUUCUGUUAUACCUUUUUGUGUUUCAUCUUUUCCUUAUUUACACCGGCCAGACAACUUAUCAGUACUAUAUAAGAAGGAUGGAACAACUGGACAAUGGGAAAUCCUCUGAAGUACAAGAUGCGGAAGAAGGGCCUAGGCAAACUCGUUGUUUCGACUAUAUAAUAAUAAAAAAGAGGCGGCUCAAAAACAAGCAGAAGGAAACAAAGGAAAGUGUUUAAAAAUUAACAACUUG
Molecule: messenger RNA, 1214 nt
Organism: Theileria parva strain Muguga
Lineage: Eukaryota; Apicomplexa; Aconoidasida; Piroplasmida; Theileriidae
Product: DHHC palmitoyltransferase family protein
Exons: 3
Coding region: 163-1200 (345 amino acids)
Biological process (GO): protein targeting to membrane; peptidyl-L-cysteine S-palmitoylation
Cellular component (GO): Golgi apparatus; endoplasmic reticulum
Molecular function (GO): protein-cysteine S-palmitoyltransferase activity
Source: RefSeq, a predicted model, not a curated record